AUGGAAGAUGUGAUGGACAUGGACAUGAGCCCUCUGCGGCCCCAGAGCUGUCCUUCCAGGUGCAAACUCAAAGCUAACCAAGAUUAUCACUUGGAGGUGGAUAAUGGUGAAAACGAGCACCAAUUAUCUUUACAAACAGUCAGUUUAGGGACUGGUGCAAAGGAUGAACUGCACAUUGUUGUAGCAGAGGCCACAAAUUGGGAAGGCAGUCCAAUUAAAGUAACACUGGUAACUUUGAAUAUGCCUGUACAGCAAACGGUUUCCCUUGGUGACUUUGAAAUAACACCACCUGUGGUCUUGUUGAAGUGUGGUUUGGGGCCUGUGCGUAGUAGUGGACAGCACUUAGCAGCUGUGGAGGAAGAUACAGAGUCAGAAGAUGAAGAGGAGGAGGACAUGAAACUCCUAAGCAUGUCUGGGAAGCGUUUUGCCCCUGAAAGUAGUAGCCAGCUUCCAAAGAAAAAAGUAAAACUUGCUGCUGCAGAGGAUGGUGAAGACAACAACGAUGAAGAAGAUUAUGAUGAUUUUGAGGAUGAGGAAGCUGAUGAAAAAGCUCCAGUAAAAAAAGGUCAAGAAUCCUUCAAAAAUCAGGAAAAAACUCCAAAGACACCAAAAGGGCCUAAUUCUGUAGAAGACAUUAAAGCAACAAUGCAAGCAAGUGUAGAAAAAGGUGGUUCGCUUCCCAAAGUGGAAGGUGAGUUCAUUAAUUAUGUGAAGAAUUGCUUCCAGAUGAGUGACCAAGAGGCCAUUCCAGAUCACUGGCCGUGGAGGAAGUCUCUUUAA
This is a messenger RNA of Phyllostomus hastatus (greater spear-nosed bat), 780 nucleotides long. RefSeq names its product nucleophosmin-like. Gene Ontology annotation, cellular component: ribonucleoprotein complex; nucleoplasm; centrosome. Lineage: Eukaryota; Metazoa; Chordata; Mammalia; Chiroptera; Phyllostomidae. The record is from RefSeq and is a predicted model, not a curated record. Gene Ontology annotation, molecular function: RNA binding; chromatin binding; histone binding. Gene Ontology annotation, biological process: ribosomal small subunit export from nucleus; positive regulation of transcription by RNA polymerase II; ribosomal large subunit biogenesis.